This is a messenger RNA of Spirometra erinaceieuropaei, 678 nucleotides long. The record is from the annotation of a GenBank genome assembly. NCBI's taxonomy places the organism in Eukaryota, Metazoa, Platyhelminthes, Cestoda, Diphyllobothriidea, Diphyllobothriidae.
AUGUUCGACGCAGAUUUACGGAAGGAGGAGGAGGCUGUACUCGUUGCAGCCUCUCGGUUCCAUGGGGACCCAGCACUCUCCUCUCCAGGCAGCGUAGUCCGUCGCGAGGCAGAUGCUGAAAUCACCAAGGAUAACCAGCUUGUCUGCCAUCGGCGGAGGGACGUGAAGGUCCUCGCACAGUAUGUUCUGCGACUCGUCGGAGCUUGUCAUUCUGGGGGCGUAGGCGUUGAUGAUGAUGAUGAUGAUGAUGAUGAUGAUGAUGAUGAUGAUGAUGAUGAUGAUGAUGAUGAUGAUGAUGAUGAUGAUGAUGAUGAUGAUGAUGAUGAUGAUGAUGAUGAUGAUGAUGAUGAUGAUGAUGAUGAUGAUGAUGAUGAUGAUGAUGAUGGCGAAUUAGGUUCCCCGAAGAGGCAAGUGCAGGGUCAUGAGGCGGUCGUGGAUGCACUGCGGCAGACAGGGCAGUCGUCCCUCGAUGUCGUUCCGAAUGGCAAAGGCGACGCCCGCGUCCCACCUCUCUACCUUCGGACGGCUACUCAAGAAGAACGUGUAAUCUGCAUCCACCUCCUCCAGCUGACCCUGUUCAGAGAAUCGGGUGUCACUGAGAGGAGUCAUGUCCGCCUUGAACGAUCAGCGCCAUCCUUCUUUCCGGCUGGCAGCUCCUCGAACUGUCUAAAAGAGUGA